AUGACGGACCAGAAUGAAGUCAAGGUUGAGACCCUCCUAAGCAUCAUCAACUCCUCCGCACGCGAAGCGAUCGCGGAAUACAAGAACACUGGACAUGGUGUCCCUGGUGUCGACGCAGGCACCCUCCACCCCCUCGACUUCGCGACAGAUACACUUGCCCUCAGAAAGGCAAUCAGGCUGCUCGAGGGUGCAUGCGAGCAAUUGAACGCAAUACUGGCUCCCCCCCAACACACAACAUACAAUUUUGUUAACAAUUACAACUGGGCGUGCAUAGACGUCGCCGUGCAAUCACGUAUUGCAGACGUCUUGGACAAACACCCGGAAGGUCUUAGUGUGGAUGCAUUGGCUGACACAGUCAACCUCGACAAGACCAAGAUCGCACGCGUCUUGCGAGUUCUGGCCCUCAGGGGUUGCUUCAAAGAAGUUAAGCGAGACGUAUUCGCAAACACGCGACUCUCCCUCGUGCUCAGGUCAACAAGCAACGUCGGGUCUUGUAUACGACAUCAGCGAGAGUACCCCAGAUAUGCUGCGGUUCUGUAUGAGACUAUGGUCGACCAAGAGUUUGCAAGAUCGAAUGAGGUUGAGAAGGCCCCUCGAGCAUUUGCUCUCAAGAAGGAAGGCAAAAACAACGGCUUCUGGGAGAUGAACGAUGAGGAACUCGAUACAUUCCACAAAAGCAUGAUGGGCUAUUCUGAGGUUCAGAACUCGUCUGCGGUACUCCAUCAUUACCCUUGGGACAAUGUGUCUUCUGUUGUGGAUGUUGGAUCUGGAACUGGAGCAAUGUCUAUUCCUCUGGCAAAAAUGUUCCCUCAUCUCAGAAUAACCGAUCAGGAUCUCCCAGAAACUAUGAAGCUGUCGAGAGAUAUAUGGGAGAAGAAGGCUCCUGAGGCGCUGCUCAGCGGGCACGUAGAGUUCGUGCCAUUGAAUUUCUUGGAGGAGUCACCUGUUGCUGGAAAGGAUGUUUACUAUUUGAGGAGCGUCAUUCAUGACUGGCCAGACGAUGAGUCAAGGGUGAUUCUCAACAACAUUCGCAAAGUAAUGGGACCAAACAGCCGAGUGUUGAUUCAUGACUGCGUGCUCUUGCGCCCAUUCCAAGAGCCUGCCAUAGAGGCUAACCAGUCUAGUAAGGAUCACAAGACGCCCGAACCCACGUUGUUGAACUUCGGUAGUCACACAUCACACCAACUUGACAUGGCUAUGUGGCUUCUUUGCAAUGGCAAGGAGCGAACCUUGAACGAAUUCAAGAACAUUGGGGCAAGUGCUGGUCUAGUUCUCACCCAAACCUAUGAUCUUGUAGCGACGACGCUCUUGGAAUUCAAAAUCGCUCAGGACUGA
This is a messenger RNA of Suillus plorans, 1335 nucleotides long. Its product is annotated as S-adenosyl-L-methionine-dependent methyltransferase. Gene Ontology annotation, molecular function: O-methyltransferase activity. The record is from RefSeq and is a predicted model, not a curated record. The coding region runs from base 1 to 1335 and encodes 444 amino acids. Lineage: Eukaryota; Fungi; Basidiomycota; Agaricomycetes; Boletales; Suillaceae. The transcript is spliced from 11 exons.